Messenger RNA from Zootoca vivipara (common lizard), 954 nucleotides. The record is from RefSeq and is a predicted model, not a curated record. NCBI's taxonomy places the organism in Eukaryota, Metazoa, Chordata, Lepidosauria, Squamata, Lacertidae.
AUGCAGUGUGGUCCGUUCAUCCUCCUGUCUCUCAUUGUGUGCCUUUUCACGCCCUGGCCUGAGAUGCUGGGCAUCUCUGCGUCGGAUACAGAAACUAUGCCUAGCAAAUGCACACUUCCUCCAGAAUAUGGAAGCUGUAAUAGGCCCUAUGAAGCUUAUUACUAUGAUGUUAAGAGCAAGAUGUGCAGAACCUUCAUUUACAGUGGCUGUGGAGGCAACGGAAACAACUUUAAUUUUCUCAAUUGCCUUGAAGAGUGUAAAAGGUUUGAAUUUGGGCUUCCCAUAUGCCAACAACCACUAAACACAGGAUCAUGCGAAAAAAGCCUUCAUCGCUUUUACUAUGAUGCCCAAACCGAGAAGUGCAAGCCGUUCAAAUAUGGUGGCUGCAAUGGCAACGAAAACAACUUUCGGAACAAAGAAGAAUGCACUGACACAUGUGGCCCAAGCGCUAAAACUAUGCCUAUGAAAUGCACAUUUCCUCCAGAAUAUGGAAAAUGUAAUACCGGUAACUUCUAUGAAAAUUAUUACUAUGAUGUUAAGAGCAAGAUGUGCAGAACCUUCACUUACAGUGGCUGCGGAGGCAACGGAAACAACUUUAUUUUUCUCAUCAAGUGCCUUACAAGAGUCACCGAGCAUUCGCAUCAAGCAGCCACCAUGCAGUGCAAUAUCAUUGUAUUCCUGGUCUUCAUCAUGGGAUUAUUGGCACCUUGGUCUAAGGGGCACAGUUUCCACGCCUCUAUGGAUGCGGAGCUGCCUGCCAAAUGCAGAUUACGUCCAAGAUAUGGAAGGUGCCAUUCAAUUUACCGAAAUUUUUACUACGAUACUGUGAGUGGCAGGUGCAGGACCUUCAGUUACAGUGGCUGUGGAGGCAAUCGAAACAACUUUCUACAUCUCAUUGACUGUGAAGCCACGUGUGUAUGGUUUGGUACUUUGGAGGGGCCUCAAAUCUACUGA